Danaus plexippus (monarch butterfly) is the source of this 1264-nucleotide messenger RNA. RefSeq lists its product as uncharacterized. Gene Ontology annotation, cellular component: cytoplasm. Bases 11 to 943 code for a protein of 310 amino acids. NCBI's taxonomy places the organism in Eukaryota, Metazoa, Arthropoda, Insecta, Lepidoptera, Nymphalidae. The transcript has 5 exons. Gene Ontology annotation, molecular function: oxidoreductase activity, acting on the CH-OH group of donors, NAD or NADP as acceptor. The record is from RefSeq and is a predicted model, not a curated record.
AAAUGCUCAAAUGAAAGAUACAUCAAAUAACGAAUCAUUGACCGAACUCUCUUAUCGACUGAUAACUUCAUAUCACAAUAGUGUUGAUAAAAAUGUCAUCACAAAGCGCUUAUAUUUUAUGUUGGAUUUAUUUGCCGCAUUAGAAAAACCGUGUUAUGUGUAUAAUAUGGGCACAAUGGAAGACGUGAGUUAUUCUAUUGAAGGGAAAGUGGUUCUGGUCGCGGGCGGUGUAAUUGGUAUUGGAGCAGGCUUAAUACGAUAUUUGGUUUCACAUAAUGCUAUGUACGUCGUUUUCUUAGAUGUAUUGGAGCGUGAAGGGGAGGUUCUUGAGAGAGAACUAUUGAACCAAUACGGUGGCCUAAAAGCAAAGUUCAUAAAAUGUGACAUAACUGACGAAGAACAACUUUUAAGUGCAUACAAUCAGGUAUUAGAGAAAUAUAGAAGAAUCGAUGCUGUAAUAAACAACGUGAUGGUAGCUAAUAAUGACAACUUGGAAAAGAUGAUUGAUGCGAGUUAUAAUACGGUGAUUGCAAGUACGUUUAAUGCUUUGGAGGAAAUGCGUGCAGAUAAAUCGGGCAGUGGCGGUGUUAUAUUAAAUCUAUCGUCAUUUUUGGGCUUAACUCAACGCAAUAAUAUCUUAUUAGAACUAAGUAAGGAGGUUGAGAAUCGAGAACCAUUUUCAAAGACAAAAGUCCGUAUAAUCACAGCUUUUUUGGGGCCGACUGAUACAGCACUCUUGCAUAUAUCCAAUUACAUAGAAAAUCAGAAUAACUUAAGCGGAGACAUUUUUGAGACUCAGAGGGUAACAUCAGCUGUAACCGGUGUAAUUGACGUCAUAACUCGGGCCGAGAGCGGCUCCACCUGGAUAAUUGUCAAUGACAAACCACCUUUCGAAGUAACGGACGUAAAGGGAUUCGACGUUCCUGAUAUAAAUACGGUCUAAAAAUAUUUUCGUACGGAAUAUUUUAUAUGCAAUAAAUGGAAAAGUGCUAUUUAUAUAUAAAAUAUCAAGAUUCACUCAAAAUACUUUAAUAAAAAAAAAUAAUUACAUUUGCAUUUUGAUCUCUAAAAAGUGAUACCCUUGAUUGGGAAAUGGUCAUUGUUGUGUAGGUGAUGAAGAAGUCAAAAAAUAUGGAUGUUCAGAACCGAUAUUAUUUAUUAAAGUUGGGGAAGUCUUGUAUAAUAUAAUUUUGGUCUGCGCAACUCUGAACGGACUGAAAGUUUCUGACAGUAAAUGACUUUCACUUUGUAGGAAUUGGGUAUC